CGACAAACCAUGGUAUGCAGCAUUCACAACGGUCGUUAUGGAGCAAAUGGACGAUGAAAGUCAAAAGCAAGGAUAUCCUGGAAUGAGGCCUUGAGGCAGUCUUUUGAGGCCUGACUAGCGGGCCUGGGCGGGCCGCCAAUUGACAUCACUAAACAGCUACUCAAAAGUCGACAGAGACGGCGACCUGUCUCUCUGCAUUCGGUCCUCUCAUCUUCACUUAACUUGGACAUUCACAUAUUUCAAGUAUGGAACACAGUACCAAACCUAGCUCUUCAAAGCAUGACCGCGCUCAUAAAGGUGAACGCGAACACCAUAGCAAGAAGCGACACAACUCAGAACGCGAUGCUGAGCCCUCGAAGAAAAGAAAACGCAAAGACCACAAAGUGGAGCCUGCACUACAUAUUGUAGAUCAGGCGUCUGAUGAUAAUGAAGUUUGGGAGGAGAAGAACAUAGAUAUGGAAGGGGAGGAGGUUUUGGCACAAUACAUACCUACGGCAGAGAGUCUCAAACUGACUUCCAGAUCUAUAUCUGAACCGUCUGACCCUCCUCUACCACCUCCAACCACGCUGCAGACAUAUCUGAAACGGGACGAAUGGAUGUUGGAUCCCACGGCUAUGGAUGUCGUUCCAGAGAUCGGGUCUCGUAUUCCCCCAGGAACGCCUGGUGAUGAAGCAAUGGCAGAUACCAGAGACGUAGCAGCACCUGCAAAGUCUCUUCCUGCCGGCACCGAUUUCUUCUCGUCGCUUGGGACAGAACUGCGAAAGAAACCGCCGAUCAACACCCCUGACCUUGACAAGGUAUCCCAAGUUCAGCUCCAAGGAGCUCAAUACAUCUCUUCGAGAUGAGAAACCUAUGGAGGAGACACCUACUACAGAACGCAAGAUCGUUCCGGGAGGGCCUGGAUCUCAAUGGCGAAUGAUGAAGCUGCGGCGUGUCUAUGAGACUGCAGAAGAGGAAGGCAAGAGUGUUGAAGAAGUCGCUAUAGAUCGAUUUAAUUCACUCGAGGCAUUUGAAGAAGCCAAGGAAGAACGUCGAAUAUUGGACGAGCGUGGCGGAAGACGGCAUGAACCUAGGAGUAGUGGUAAGAAAGAGAGGGGCAGGGAACCGGAAGGGGAGCGGCGGUACAUGUUCACUGAUGUUGCGCAGAGCGGGGCGUCGAGUCGAAGCUCCUCAUUCCGAAGACCAGACAUCGGUGAUAGCAUGCCUUCAACGCCAACUCCUUCACGAUUUCCUGUACCUGCCAAUGGACGCGGUAGCUCUUUGAAACCGGCUACACAAACUGGUAGUGCUGGCGCAGGACCUUCAGGCGUCUCUCAUACACCUAUACCAUCAGUCAUGACUCCCACUCAUGCUCUUCCCGGACCGUCGAAGCCUCGUGCGCUUUCUCCUUCAUCCCUGAAUAAACUCCAAGCCAAAGUCUUGCGAGCCAAGCUCAUGGGCGUCCCCAAUGCUAGCGAGCUUGAAAGAGAAUACGAAGAGGAAGUGCGGAAGUCGCACGGCGAGGGAGAAGAGGGUGAAGGACCCGCGACUCGUGUAGAGGUGUUACCGACACUGGAUGUUCGUGGUCGGCUGUACGAUGUAGGUCAAGGCAAGGAAGAUGCGCCUCUGCCUCCCGGCAACCGCAAGAGAAAAGAAAAGGUGGAGACUCGGGAGCCAGGAACAGGCGAACUUGUGAGGAUAAAUCCAGAUGAUGAUUCUGUCACCUUGGGCGAGCUCCUUCGCGAGGAACGUUUCGGUGCAGGUGCUGCAGACCAGAAGAAUCUGGACGCGGAAUACGCUCGCGCUGUUGCGACAGAUGGUGGUUUUGAGAAUGAUCUUGACUACAUAGACGAGAACCUCGACAUGCUCGCAAGGAAGAAGAUGAGAAGUGAUGCUAUGAAACGUCAAUUCGCGAUCAACGACUAUAAGCGGACACAACAAGCUCUUGCUACAUGUCCGUUCUGCUUUGGAGAAGACGAUUCUCCCCCAAAGGCACCAGUUGUUGCUAUGGGUACUCGAGUAUACCUCUCCUGCACACUUCAUGAAGAGUUGGUAGAAGGCCACUGUCUGAUCGUGCCCAUUCAACAUCAUCUAGCCAUGUUGGAGGGUGAUGACGACGUAUGGGACGAAGUCAGGAAUUUUAUGAAAUGCUUGAUGCGCAUGUUCGCUGAACAGGACAAGGGCAUUAUCUUCUACGAGACGGUUAUCUCGUUCAAAUGGCAAAAACAUACCGUGAUCGAAUGCGUUCCUGUUUCAUGGUCGAAAUUCGAAGAGCUCCCAGCAUACUUCAGGGAAUCUAUCCUUAUGACGGAGGGGGAGUGGACGCAACACAGAAAGCUCAUUGAUUUCUCUGAUCGCCCUGGCGGGUUCCGAAGGGCAAUGGUACCGAACUUACCUUACUUCAUGGUCCAGUUCGACUACAAGGGUGAAAAUGGUUAUGGUCACGUCAUCGAAGGUACCGACAAACCCGUCGAUGAAGACGAUGCUAGGGUAGACGAGAACAUGGAUGGAGCCGAUUUCCCCCGAUACUUUGCGGCAGAGAUCAUAGGAAACCUGAUGGAUAUGGAACCGCGUAGGUGGAGACGACCUCGUAAGAUCGAUUUCCACCACAACAAGGAUAGAGUGGCGAAGUUCAAGAUAAUGUACGACAAAUUUGACUGGACUGGAAUGAUUGGAAAGUCAUGAAGACCAAUGGACUAUCUUCAUACGUGUAUCAUACUGUAUUCUUAAGUGUAAGGUAAUGUACAAUUAUAUCCUUCGUUGAAUCCGCUUUGGCCUUUGCGGAAUACCGUCGGGGACCUGCCUGCCCAUGAAAGGUACGUGCACCAUCAAAUCUCGGUCACCAGUCUAGAUCGCGC
Messenger RNA from Somion occarium, 2837 nucleotides. The record is from the annotation of a GenBank genome assembly. Lineage: Eukaryota; Fungi; Basidiomycota; Agaricomycetes; Polyporales; Cerrenaceae.